GUGAAACAAAAUAAAAUAUGUCAAGUGGGCCAACAGUUACAAAAAAAAAAAAGCCACAUUGAAAAUUGAAAAAUGGUUACUGCACGACAGCUUCCUCAUUCAUCCUUGUUACAUCCUUUUUUAUUUCAAAUAAAUGAGCCUUCACCUGCCAAAGAGGAAGCAGUGCUUGGAAAAAAAGAUUGCAUGUUUCUCUCAACUGAUUUUAAAACAGUCCGCCUUUUCAUUAUGAAUGAAUUAUUAUAAUACUUUGUAUUUAUAUAGCACAUAGCACUGUAACAUACACACACUGGACAGACCAUGAGGUACACCUGCACAAUCUAACAUUCAAUACUGUAUAAAGAAUGUGCCUCUAAAAAGUGAGUAUUUUUGUAAAGAUCUUCAUUGUCGACGUGUUUGUUGGUAGUUGGGGAGUGGAACUGUUUGCCAGUCAGAUUUGGUUUAAAAAAACCACCAAAAAAAAAACAUCUCUUCCCGCUCACAACUGCAUGUGUGCAGCAACUUCCUUAUUCAGUGUUUUGCAGCUUGAGAGAGCACAUCUGAUACAAGCGAAACAGGUGAAUACAAAAAAGUUGCACAAAGUAGAUCGUACCUUCUGUAGUAGCCAGCUGGACCUUGGCUGGGGUGGGGGGGCCACAAAGCAGGCCACGUAUUGCUCAUACAGCCAAAAUGCUCCGACAGUCUCUCAGCAUUCUGAAGCAGCUUGGAUCUUCUGCAAAGUGGAGCAGCGGGUGGAACCAGCCAAGAGAGCAGCUCAGGUGCUCCAUAAGAAGUUGCAAGGCUGUAUGCAGAGUCAGACGGGAUUGGAUACUGAAAAACGGAUGAAGAAGCUUCCUCUGAUGCUGCUGUCAAUCAGCAUGGCGGAAAGCUUCAAAGACUUUGACGCCGAGUCUCCCAUCAGAAGGGUGCUGGAGAUGUGUUGCUUCAUGGAGAAGAUGCUGGCCAGCCUGCUAGCAGAUUAUGAGAUGAAAGUGGAGAAGGAAGUCUUGGAGCCAUUGAAUAAACUUAGUGAGGAUGAAUUACCAGAGAUCCUCAAAAACAAAAAGCACUUUGCAAAGCUCAACACAGACUGGAAUAAUGCACGACUCAGGUUGAGCCAGGCCAGCAACGCUCCACAAGCAAAGCAGGACGGGCUCAAGGAGGAAGAAGAGGAAGCUUGGAGGAAGUUGGAGACCAUCAAGAAUCAGUAUUCCGCAGACCUGUAUCACUUUGCAACCAAAGAAGAUGAUUACGCCAGCUACUUCAUUCGCCUUUUGGAGCUGCAAGCAGAAUACCACAAAAAGUCGCAUGACUUCCUGGAUAGAAAUAUAAAUGAACUCAAGGAGAAUUGCAGCCAAAAAGGGCCGCCAGCGAACCUCUUUGGACAGAAGGUUUUUGGGGAGCCUCUGGCCUCUCAUCUGCAUGAAAGCAACAGAGACAUCGCUGCCCCCAUCCAAGAGUGUGUUCACAUGCUGCUCAGAACAGGAAUGAGAGAGGAGGGUCUUUUUCGUCUAGCGGCUGCAGCCUCGGUGGUGAAGAGGCUAAAGACUUGUUUGGAUCACGGGAAGGUUGACCAUAGCGAGUUCAGCAUGGAUCCUCAUGCUGUGGCCGGAGCUCUGAAGUGUUACCUGCGAGAACUUCCUGAACCUCUAAUGACCUCUGAACUCUACAACGACUGGUUUAAAGCAGCAGGUGAAAAAGACAUUAGUGACAAGCUGGAGCAGUUCAGAGCUUUGCUGAAGAAACUGCCGCCGGAAAACUACAACAACCUCAGGUACCUGGUCCAGUUCUUGUCCCUGCUGUCCCAGCAGCAGUCUGCCAACAAGAUGACUCCCAGUAACAUCGCCAUCGUCCUGGGGCCCAACCUGCUCUGGCCGCAAGCUGAGGGGGAGGUCCCUCUGCUUGACAUGGCUUCCGCCUCCUCAGUCCAGGUGGUAACCGUUAUCGAGCCUCUUAUUCAAUACAGCGCCACUCUCUUCCCUGAAGGGCUGUCCUUUGAGGUCCCAGAGCUUCCCGAGGUCCAAGUUGAUCCUCUAGUCCAGUCCUCAGUCUCAGAAUGGGCGCCAAUGAGCAGAACAGCCUCCUCUUCCUCCACAGCCUCGUCUUGCUCUCACCACCUCCCUCUCUCCAAGACAAACAGCACAUCCUCUCAGGAUGGUGUCUCCUCGAUGAAGGCUGUUUCUGCGAGGCGGUCAGCAUGGGCAUCCGAAGCAGCGGCGGCAGCGAUGCAAAAAGAAGCACCCAUGCCAGAACCCACCUUGUUAUCAAACCAGAACCCAACGCAGCAUCCCCGAACUGCGGGAUCCAACCAAGGACAGAGCAAAGACCACGCCCAGAGACGGUGCUUGGACCAGUUUGAGACCAUUUCGGAGGCCCCUCUUACCUUGCCUACAGCAGCUGUGAGGAUCACACCAAACAAACCAAAGAGAUGCGCCAGUGUGAGAAAAGCCAACGAGCCGAUGGCGGCGGCGGCGGCUUUCUCCAGCAAGCCCAAAGCACCGGUGCCGCCCAAGCCACGGGCCCCUGUGGCGCCCACGGCGACCCAGAGUGGGACCCAGGGGAUGACUCCUCCAGUUCAACCGGGCGGCCUCAAAAGGCCACCAUUUAAAAAGUCUGGCCCUAAAGCCCCAAACUGCCCUCCACCGCUUCCCCCCGCAUUACAGUCGACAAAGGCCCAGUAAGAUGAGAUGUACAGGGAAGAACUUGACCCAAACACCUGCACCUCACCUCUGACCUCACAAAUGUUCCCGAUGAAUGGACACAGAGGAGUUCCAUUUCAGGAAGGUGUCAUGGCAGGUGUCCCAAUACUUUUGUCCACAGUGUAUUUGAGUAUUGUUUGAGUUCAUUAUACUUGAUUAAUGUAUUCAUUGACAUGAAGGUUGGGAUUUCAAAAUAAAGUCCUUUGCAAAGUCUGAACAUCCAUAUUUAUUUUGGCUCCACGUCCAAAACUUCCAAAUCUCUCCACCACGUUCAGAUAAAAGCAUCUUUAUUUCCAAUUCAUAACAUCAUAGCGUAUCAUUUACACAAGUAUCUCAAUAAAUUCAAAUGUCUUCAAAAACGUAUUCAGUAGUUCGGUUCAAAAAGUGAAACUGUGGUGUUCUUAAAUCCUACAUUGGGUGAAGUAUUUCAAGAAUAUUUCUUAAUAGCGUAUAAAAAAUAUGGAAACCCGUCUCCGCCACUGAAAGAAAAAACAAUAUCCCAAUGGUAAGUCAUAAUUAUGAGAUAAAAAGUUCAAAUGAUGUGAUAGAAAGUCAUAAUUAUGACAUUAAAAAGUCAAAACGAUGAGACAAAAGUCAUAAUUAUGAGACAAAGUCAUAGUUACGAGAUUAAAAAGUCAAAAUUACGAGAUAAAAAGCCAUAAUUAUGAGAUGGGGAAGUCAUCAUAUUGAGAUGAAAAGUCAAAAUUGUGAGAUAGAGUUAAAAUUAUGAGAUAAAGUUAAAAUUAUGAGAUAAAAGGUUGAAAUUAUGAGAUAAAAAGUCAUAAUUAUGACAUAUUUUAUCUCAAUUGCGACGUUUUAUCUCAUAAUUUUGAAUUUUCUAUCUCAUAAUUGUCUUUCCGAUCUCGUAAUAUGACUAUUUCAUCAUUAGGAUGUUUUAUCUCAUCAUUUUGAACUUUCUCUCUCAUAAUUCCCACGUUUCAUCUCAUAAUUAUGACUUUAUUUCAUAAUUUUGACUCUCACGAUUACAACUUAGCAUUGGGAUAUAUUUUUUUCUUUCAGCGGCAGAAACGGGCUUCCAUAUAAAAACCCCAAAUUCAAAUUCAUUAUCUUGUAAAAUGUGAAAUGUGGUCAAAAAGUACUGGGAAUCAACUACAAAAACUUGCUGAGCCUUGAAUUGGUCUCUUCGUCUGAACUGAGCUCCUGAAAUCAUCUAACCUUUGCACCAUAUUUUCAUUUAUUGAGAUGCACAUGUAAAUUGACACUUGGACGGAAGGUGCGAUAGCAAGUACAUAUUUAUGGGGAGGGGGUCAGCUGAUAUUUUCACGUACAUUUGUAUAGGAAGGAAAUAACGUACUGAUUAUGAUUGUGAAAAAUAACAUAUAGGAGUCAGAAUUCGUCUUCAGAAAAGGUGCACAGAGUAUUUAUAUAAAAUGUCUGCAGCAUUAAAGGAAGGAUUACAUAGUUGAGCCUUUAGUGGAUAACACCACAUACUAGUGUUAUCGGUCAUAUCAUAUGAUAGGAUUACCGUAUCAACCAUAUUAUCCGUGGGCGUUAAAAGAGAUGGCAAAAUUGCACCAAAAGCCUGGAAUAGGAGUGACUUUAAAUGCCCCCAACCUUGUGAAUUUAGGCCUGAGACACAUUGGUACACAGUGCACCGGCCUCCAUAAACCUACACCUUGCUAUCUGUAUUCUCCUUGAGAGGAAACUCGUAAACACUGCGAUAUUCUCUUCUAAUACAGGAAGUGUGAAGUGAACGGCAGCACUUCUCCUUUGAGUAACAUUAUUGUUUCCUCUCUUGCUUAAUCCUCAGCAGAAGUGUUCUUGCAGCAUCAGUGAAUAGAGUGGAACCUGUGUAUUGACGCCCCUCAGACUGACUUCAUCAUAAGCAGCUGUUAACGUGGCUGAAAUCAAAAUGGAAACGAACCACAGCUUGCACAUUUACUUGACAUGCUUUUCCUCCAUUUACGCAUAUGUUCAUUUAGAGUCUUUUCUUUUCAUAUGAUGCUGUAGCGACGGGAGUAUUGUGUUUGGUUCUGAGGUGUGAUCUAGUGAUUGGGCUGUAGGGGGCAGUGGCGUUUGCCUGCCAGUUAGAACCAGUCCAAGGGAAAAGAAGUUUGUCAUAUUUUAUCUGUAAAAGUGUCAUACACUCUGUUAUAUGUGCUUGUGUCCCUUUUGUCAGGAGCAAAUGGCGGGCCGGAAUGAAACGGUUGGCGGGCCGGUUGUGGCCCCCGGGCCGUGGUUUGCUCACCCCUGCUUUAAGGUGUACAGUGCUGUUUUGUAAACGCCAAUAAAAGGCUGAUUUGUGCC
Molecule: messenger RNA, 4943 nt
Organism: Dunckerocampus dactyliophorus (ringed pipefish)
Lineage: Eukaryota; Metazoa; Chordata; Actinopteri; Syngnathiformes; Syngnathidae
Gene: sh3bp1
Product: SH3-domain binding protein 1
Exons: 17
Coding region: 486-2657 (723 amino acids)
Biological process (GO): regulation of actin cytoskeleton organization; positive regulation of GTPase activity; regulation of Rac protein signal transduction
Cellular component (GO): cytoplasm; intracellular anatomical structure; cytosol
Molecular function (GO): protein binding; GTPase activator activity
Source: RefSeq, a predicted model, not a curated record